AUGGUGGCUCGCUGCUUUCGCCAACGCUUGGAAGAGCGUCGUGCAGUCGAUCGUGCUCGUAUGGCCCAGCGCUUUGCCAGACUUAAGCAGAAUGAACGUGAAAUGCGUCAACGAGAAGAUGACCAGCGUCGUGCAAAAAAGGCUGCUGAGCGAGAGCGAAGAGAAGCUCUACUGCGGGCAUAUCUCAUCAAAAAGGAUGUAGGUUCUCCAGAUCCUUCCAUACACCAUAUCGCUCAUCUAUUUAGCGUAAUCCACAUAUAUUGUUUGAUAGUUUGGAAUCCGAUUAGCGGAAUAUUUUAG
Molecule: messenger RNA, 300 nt
Organism: Protopolystoma xenopodis
Lineage: Eukaryota; Metazoa; Platyhelminthes; Monogenea; Polystomatidea; Polystomatidae
Source: the annotation of a GenBank genome assembly